Molecule: messenger RNA, 738 nt
Organism: Oryzias melastigma (Indian medaka)
Lineage: Eukaryota; Metazoa; Chordata; Actinopteri; Beloniformes; Adrianichthyidae
Gene: lsm10
Product: LSM10, U7 small nuclear RNA associated
Exons: 2
Coding region: 216-611 (131 amino acids)
Biological process (GO): mRNA 3'-end processing by stem-loop binding and cleavage
Cellular component (GO): cytoplasmic U snRNP body; nuclear body
Molecular function (GO): histone pre-mRNA DCP binding; U7 snRNA binding
Source: RefSeq, a predicted model, not a curated record
UUGACGUCAGUACGUAUAGUGCGUCAGUCUGAAUGCGGGAAAUCAACUUUUUGUAAACAGACGUAGAUCAGGGUUGCUUGUUUGCAGGUUUUUACUUCAUUUUUUGGAGGAAUAUCAAAUUGGACUCACGCCAGAAUCGUCAUAUUCAGGGGGGGUCACUGGUGUCACACUUUGAGCCCUCCACUGGGCUGGUCCAGCCUUCGCUCCAAGAUCCCAUGGAACCCGAGGAGGCUGCGGUGGGGGUGGAGGUGGUGAACUCCAUCCGCGAGCGGACGAUAGCGGAGAACAGCAUGGUGGUCCUGCUGCAGGGUCUGCAGGGGGAGGUGACCACGGUGGACCUGAGGGACGAGAGUUCUGCUCGGGGGCUCGUGCUCAACGUGGACGCCUUCAUGAACAUCCGCCUGAAGGACGUGCUCUUCCGGAACCGGCGGGGCCAGAGCACCCAGCUGCAGGACCUGUUCAUCACCGGCAGGAACGUGCGCUACGUGCACAUCCCGGACCACGUGGACAUCAUGAAGACCAUAGAGACCCAGCUGGCCAAGAUCCACCGCGUACGCAACUUUGCCGGCGAAGGCGGGGGCAGGAAAGAGUUCAGCGGGAGGAAAAAAUGACGAUUUGAGGGAAAAUUCUGUAGGUUCAGACCCCACCUGAGGAAUGACCUUUCCAACUGUCUUCACAAACUGAUUUCACAAUAAUAUUGUCUUAACGAUGGAUAAAUAACCGAAAUAUGCAGUUUUU